AAAAUCGUUGGAGAUUACUGCCUUGUUCUUACUGCCACUCCUCCUACCUUCAGUUGCACUUAAAAAAGGCUUGAAACCCACCCUUGUAGAAAACAAAAAUCGGUUCUUAUUAUAUGCCAAAUCUGCUGAAGAAGCCAAAAUAAAAAUUAAGUUGAGAGAUGACUUACUGCAAAGGAAGGAACUCCCUGCGCAGCCUUCGGCAGUAAUCAUCGGAUCUAUUCCUAACUGCGAAUACAACAUCUUUUUCAAAGAUAUAACGUACCAUUGCAGUUCUGCGCUUAAACUCAUUGAUGUAUGUUUUAAAAUUUUUACAAUCCUGGACACAGGUUAUCCGGUUGACUGCUGCCUUCCGUGGCUGUUCCUCCGCAAAUUUAUUUGGGAAUUAGAAUCUGAUUGUGACACUCGAUAUAGAUGCAUCGGAACCCUUGCUGGAGACCUACAUCUUUAUUGAUUGUUGUAUAAAAUUUUUGGUCUCAAAUAACUUAUUCUUUCAAAAAAUGUUUGUUUGCUAAGGUUUUUAUUUAGGUAGGAAAGGAGUUAAUAUGGCUUCAUAUCCCUUCAAGUUUUGAAAGUUCUCCUAUUUAAAGUACUUUUUUCUAUUUGCAUUUUCAAUAUUCUUGUUUAUUUUUAGCCUAAAAUGGCUUUUUGCUUUCUUUGUAAGGACCUCUCUUUUCUCUUUUAUUCUGAACUUAUUCAGCACUUUAAGACAGAUCAUAGUCUGGAUGCUAAAAGCUGUGUCACAUGUAGUCAACCUUCCUGCAAUCGCAUGUUCACAAACAGAAACAGUUUUAAGAAGCACUUUCUGAAGUCUCAUCCAGAAAUACCCCUAGAAUGUGAUCUUAGUGUAGAUCCCAUUCUACUUGAUGAAUUUCCGGACGACAACAUUAUUGAAACUGAACAAUCAAUGCCACCCAAUGGGUUUCAUAUUCCUAGCACAAGCUCUACCAAAUUUUUGGAAAAUCCCAAUGUUAUCAUUAAUAAUGAUGACAGCAGCUGUUCUAUCAUGACAGAUGAAAAAAUCCAGCAAAUAGUUGAAGACAGUAUUUUGUGCUUCUGUAGUCUUCUUAAUAGCUUUCCGGCUAUACCGUCGUCAUAUAUACAGCUUGUGACAAAUAAUGUGAUAACUUUAGUUCAGGUACUCACCAAUGUAUAUCAAAAUAAAUUAAUUAGUGCUUGCUCAAAUUCAAGCGAUGAAGGCGUGGAACACAAUCUUACAGCCAUAAAUAAUGUAUUCUCCAUUGUUGAGAAUAGUUUUGACAAAUUCAGAACUCAUUAUAAGCAAAUGAAGGCAUUCAAAGAAGGAGGGACUUACAUUGCCCCUACAAAUAUUGUUCAUGGUCGCAUAUUUAAAAGACGCAAACUGAAAUCAGGAAUUCACAUUGUCCCAGUUAAAGUUACUAGUACAAUAGUACCCAUUCGAAAGGUUUUAAAAAAAUUCAUCAGCCAAAAAAAUGUUCUUAAAGAUAUACAGGACUACACCGAAGAAUUGGAAAAAGAAGAUUUAGUUAUUACAAACUUUAUGCAAGGAAAUUGUUGGCGUAGAGUUCCAAAAAGGCAAGAUGGGGUAGUUUUACCACUUUUUAUUUUUAAUGAUGCUUUCGAGUGUGGAAACCCACUGGGAGGGCAUGCUGGGUUAAACAAAAUUGAAGGCACUUAUUUAUCACUUCCAUGUUUGCGGCCAGAAAAUAGGUCAACUCUUAACAAAAUUUUUCCUUUUAUGUUAUCAAAUUCCCUAAACCUUAAACGGUUUGGAAAGAAAGUGGUUUUCAAACAUGUUGUCAAAGAGCUGAACAUUCUUGCAAAAGAAGGUAUAACAGUUGAGAGUGAUACCUUCAACAAAGUUCGAGUUUUUUUCCAACUUGGUUUGUUACUGGGUGAUAACUUGAGUCUAAAUGGAUUAGGUGGCUUCACAGAAAACUUCUCAAAAAGCAACUAUUGUUGUAGAAUAUGCUACUGCACUAAAAUGGAUAGGGAAAGUAUGACAAGCGAAAAUCCAGCUCUUCUUAGAAAACCAUGGAUGUACGAAAGGGACGUGGAAAAGAAAAAUCCCAAAGAUUCAGGUGUCAAAGAAAGGUGCGUACUUAAUGAUGUAAUCAAUUUUCAUAUUUUGAGGAACUGCUCUUGCGACAUAAUGCACGACGUAUUUGAAGGCAUUGCCAAAUUCGACAUUCUUUUUUUAAUUACCUAUUUUAUAAAAAAAAAGAAAUUUUCUCUGGCUGAAUAUAAUUCAAAAUUAAAUCGGUUUGAUUUUGGUGUCGAUAACUCAAGCAGACCUCCCGCGUUAGGAAAAAGUUAUGCCAAGAAAAAAACAAUGAAAAUUUCAUCCUCGGAAUGCAUGUCAUUAGUCAAAUACUUACCUCUUAUUAUUGGAGAUUUGACAAUCCUAGAAGAUCCUGCAUGGGACCUGUUUGUUUCUCUUCGGAGAAUUGUUGACAUUAUCAUGAGACCCUCUGUACCUCUGGACCAUUGCGAUCUGUUAACUCGAUAUGUUCAAGAACACCAUUCACUUUACAUGAAUCUUACAGGGAGAAACCUGACCAUAAAAUUUCACAACUUAGUACACUACCCAAGGCUAAUUAGGGAGUAUGGUCCUUUAAUUCAUACAUGGUCGAUGCGAUAUGAUGCUAAACACAAGGUCCUUAAAAGUGUAGCAACUUCAGUAGCAACCCGAAAGAAUCUCUCAUUUACUAUCGCUAAGAAGAGCCAAUUGCAUCUUAGCCACGAGUUUUACAAUAAUAAUUUUGUCAGAAGUAGUGUGGUGUGGGGACCCAAUGCUUUUUCUAGCUCCAAUUUUUGGGAAAAUUUGGACACAACUCUUCUCACCACCCCCUGUCCAGAAGUCUUGAAACACAAAAACACCGCCAUUCGUCCAUGGAUUGAGAUCCAUGGAACCAAAUAUCAAGAAGGUGUAAUUUUGAAUCUUGACAUUGAUGAGGUGACCAGUUUACCUUUAUUUGGUGUUUUUAAAAAGGUUUUUAUCACAGAAGAUCAGAAAGUUUAUUUUUUCUUACAGAACUACCAAACAACAGAAUUUGACACGAAGUUGUUCUCCUUUAAAAUUGAAUUGGUUCAAUCUUACUCAUUUCUUGAACAGGAAAAAAUUCAUGAUUAUCACAUUCACACAGGUGUCCGUGCAUUUGGAGGUUUAUAUGUUAGCCCCCUCUAUUGGUAAUUUUCCAUCAUUCCUUUUGCAUACGCACAUAUAUUGUAGAAAUUUUGAAUCACUGAGGGGGACCCACAGGGACUUUAAAAGGUUUAGCUCCCCACCCUGCCACCUCCCUAUUAACUUUCGAAUGGAUGCAGCUAGUCUAAUAAAGUUUUCACAGUGUUCCUAGGUCAAAAAUACCUGCUAUAAUUUUGGCGUUCUUGAAAUUCUGGUGGGCACCUCCGUGACGCUAGACUCCAAAAUCUCAAAUAAAUACCUUUACUGCUAAUUUUUACUGCAAUUUUUUUUUCUCUUUUUAAACACUUGUAAUUCUGGACGUUUGAAGCACAAGUUUGCCUCCCAGCACUCAUUCAUUAGGCGCACACAAUUUCUUAAAAAUUAGUCUAUUUCAAACUUCGUGAAUAAUUCGGGAACAAAAAGUUCACGGACCUCUGC
This is a messenger RNA of Bemisia tabaci, 3601 nucleotides long. The record is from RefSeq and is a predicted model, not a curated record. Lineage: Eukaryota; Metazoa; Arthropoda; Insecta; Hemiptera; Aleyrodidae.